AUGUACGUCCGCCUUUGCGCCCUGGCUUUCGCAGCCAGUCUGCUCUCGACGCCCACUCUCGCCAUAUCCGCCGACCAGAUACCCUCCGAUACCCCCGUGUCUUCCCUCCUUACCACCGCCCAAGCUCACCUUUCGAAGGGCCAGACGUCCGAUGCCCUUGUGUACUACGAUGCCGCCGUCGCCCGCGAUCCUUCUAACUACUUGACGCUCUUCAAGCGCGCGACAACGUAUCUCUCCCUCGGCCGUACGAACCAGGCAACCGAAGACUUUAACAAGGUUCUGUCACUCAAGCCGGGCUUCGAGGGUGCCCAUGUGCAAUUAGCCAAGAUCAAGUCCAAGAUUGCAGACUGGGACGGCGCAAGGGAGCAGUACAAACUGGCCAAGAAGGACCCCGCUUCAGCUGAGCUCGCUGCUCUCGACGAGGCUCAGGGCGCUGCCCAUCUCGCUGAGGCAGCUGAGAAGAGCGGCGACUGGGAAGCCUGCGUGGGACAUGCCGGUCAGGCCAUCAUGACCGCCAACCGAGCCAUUUCCCUGCGUGAGAUGAGAUCGCGCUGCCGUUUCCAGCGGGGGGAGGUCGAGGAGGGCAUGAGCGAUCUGCACCACGUAUUGCAGAUGAGGCCGGGAGACACGACGCCGCACAUCAAGAUCGCCGCCAUCACCUUCUACGGACUCGGCGAUCUCCAGAACGGCAUGGCCCAGACGCGGAAGUGCCUGCACUCCGAUCCCGAUUCGAAGCCUUGUAGGAAGCUUCUGAAGCAACAAAAGGCCAUUGAAAAGACCCUGAACAGGGUUAACAAAGCUUUCGAGAAGAACCAGCCCAUGACUGGUGUCAAGCUCCUGAUCGACUCUGCCGACGACACUGGAUUGAUCACAGACAUAAAGACCCAAGUCGAGGAAUUGCGCGCUGACGGCACAAUCCCCUCCAAUGCUCAGUCAUCGCUGUACAUUCAAGUGGCAGAAAUGGCCUGCCAAGGUUACUACGACAUGAACGGCAAGAAGGCCAAGCAAUACUGCGAAGAGGCCUUCGCUCUCAACGAGCAAUCCUUCUAUGGUUUGCUAUACCGCGCCAAGGUCAUGAUGGACGGAGAAGAGUUCGAGGCGGCCAUCAGGUCUUUCGAGGAGGCUAGCAAAAUCCGCCCGGACAAGAACGACGUUGUCCAGCCCCUCAUGCAAAAGGCCCAGAUUGCAUUGAAGCGGAGCAAGACGAAGGACUACUACAAGGUACUCGGCGUCUCUCACGACGCCGACGAGCGACAGAUCAAGCAGGCGUACCGCAAGCUCUCCAAGAUCCACCACCCCGACAAGGCCGCCAAGCAGGGACUCACAAAGGAGGCGGCGGAGAAGAAGAUGGCAUCCAUCAAUGAGGCGUACGAGGUCCUCAGCAACCCUGAGCUCCGCGAACGUUUCGACCGCGGCGACGACCCGAACAACCAGGAGCAGCAAGGCAGCCCGUUCCAGGGUAACCCCUUUGGCGGCGGCCAUCCGUUCAUGUUCCAGCAGGGCGGCGGCGGUGGAGGCCAGCAAUUCCACUUCAAGUUUGGCGGAGGAGGCGGUGGUGGCGGCUUCCCCUUCUAA
Molecule: messenger RNA, 1575 nt
Organism: Colletotrichum abscissum
Lineage: Eukaryota; Fungi; Ascomycota; Sordariomycetes; Glomerellales; Glomerellaceae
Product: DnaJ domain-containing protein
Exons: 2
Coding region: 1-1575 (524 amino acids)
Biological process (GO): protein folding in endoplasmic reticulum
Cellular component (GO): endoplasmic reticulum
Molecular function (GO): misfolded protein binding; protein-folding chaperone binding
Source: RefSeq, a predicted model, not a curated record